Messenger RNA from Rasamsonia emersonii CBS 393.64, 2040 nucleotides. RefSeq names its product Glycoside hydrolase family 78 protein. The record is from RefSeq and is a predicted model, not a curated record. NCBI's taxonomy places the organism in Eukaryota, Fungi, Ascomycota, Eurotiomycetes, Eurotiales, Trichocomaceae. The transcript is spliced from 4 exons. Gene Ontology annotation, biological process: carbohydrate metabolic process. The coding region runs from base 1 to 2040 and encodes 679 amino acids.
AUGGCGCGCCUACCACUGCUUUCGUGGUGCUUGCCUCUCCUCGCGACGGCCGCGUCAGUGCCCUACAGCGAGUAUAUUCUCGCUCCCAGCUCGCGGACACUGACCGCACCGACCGUUCACGAGGUCAAUGGUACCGUCCGGAAUGCUGCCGCUCUGACUGCAGCUGGUGCUUCGAGUAGGACUUCCAACAGUUCUGCCGUCUUCGUCGGCGCCAAUUCCUCUGUGACGCUGGACUUUGGCAAGAACAUCGCAGGCAACGUUCGUUUCCAGGUCGAUGCCGUCUCCGGCUCGAAUGAAUACAUCGGCAUCAGCUUCACGGAGAGCUCGAUGUGGAUCAGCCCCGACAAAUGCGACGCUACGCAGGACGAAGGUCUCGACGAUCCGCUAUGGUUCGCAAUCUCCGGCCCGGGCACCUACACAGCAGACAUCACGCACCAGCGCGGUGGUUUUCGGUAUCUGAACGUGCUGCACAACUCCACCGGCAGCGUGAGUCUGUCGGCAUUGACCGUCAAUUGGACCGCCGUGCCCCAGAUGUCCGAUCCUAGAGAUUAUACUGGCUACUUCCACAGCAGCAGCGAGAAGCUCAACCGAGUGUGGUACGCGGGUGCCUAUACUAAUCAAUUGUGUUCCAUUGAUUCGUCGACGGGCAGCGCGUUAAGACUGCCUCUCUCGGGGUGGGCUUACAAUUAUACCAUCGCUAACGGAACGGCCGUGCUCGUCGACGGCGCCAAACGAGACCGCCUCGUCUGGCCCGGCGACAUCGUCAUCUCAGGUCCAUCCAUCUUCGUGUCAACGAACCGGCUGGACGCGAUCCGGAGCGGCCUGGACUCGCUACUCGCCAUUCAGUUGCCAGACGGUCGUCUGCCGUAUUCUGGCAUUCCCUUUCAGAGUACCGACCCGAGCAACUUCCUCUGGAGCUUCACCUACCAUCUCCACACGCUGAACGACAUCUACGACUACUAUCUCUUCACGGGCGAUGUUGAGUAUCUGAAGUCCGUCUGGGGGAAGUACAAGCUGGGUAUGGCGUACAUUCUGCAGUUUAUCGACAGCUCCAAGCUCGCCAACGUGACGAGCAGCGCGGACUGGUUGCGCUUCGGCAUGGGUGGGCACAACAUUGAGGCCAAUGCGAUCCUCUACUACAAUCUCAACCUUGGUCUGAAACUCGCCGCCGUUCUGAACGACACCAGCGUCGUCAGCAACUGGACAACCACCGCCCAGGGAAUUAAGCAGGCUGCUAAUGCCCUCCUGUGGGACGAGUCGGCCAACCUGUUCCGGGACAACACGACCAACACGUCGCUGCACCCGCAGGACGGCAACGCCUGGGCCAUCGUGUCUGGCCUGGUGUCGCCGUCGCGAGCCAGCGCCAUCAGCGCCGCGUUACAAGCACGCUGGGUGCGUCCGUACGGAGCUCCAGCCCCAGAAGCCGGAGCCACCGUGUCUCCCUUCGCGUCUGGCUUCGAGGUGCAAGCGCACUAUCUCGCCGGCCACCCCGAGCGCGCCGUCGAGCUGAUCGAGUUCAUGUGGGCCGACUUUAUGCUGGACGAUCCGCGCAUGACCAACAGCACGUUUAUCGAGGGGUACUCGACGGACGGGAGUCUGCACUACGCUCCAUACUCGAAUGACCCCCGGGUGAGCCACGCGCACGGCUGGGCAACAGGGCCGACGUCGGCGCUGACCUUUUUCGGCGCGGGGCUCCAGCUGACGUCUGCCGGGGGGAAGACGUGGCUUGUCAAGCCCCAGCUGGGUGGGUUGAGCAUUUUGUCGGCGGGAUACACAAGUUCGUUGGGGAAGUUCUCCGCCAGCUGGAGCGCGAAUAGUACGGGCGGGCUGCAGGGAGAAUUCCAGACUCCGCCUGGGACGAGCGGAACAUUGACUCUGCCUGUGACGGAGCCGGCAAAGCGAUUAGUCCUGAAUGGGCCUGGAGGGAGACAGACUAGCCCACUAGUUAAUGUAGAUACGUUAGGUAGUGUAACAGGAAGACCACAUCUAAAGGAAUUGGUCUUGCCGACAUGUUAUCAGAAGCGAGAUAAGAGAAGGUAA